CACAGCCUCGCAGCAGUUGAUGGCGCCGCAGCCGGGGCGCGCGCUGCGGAUCCCUGAGCGCGGCUAGCGCGGGGGAAGAGCUCUGCCCGAGGCCGGCGAGGCCCGGGCCCGGCCCGCCGGCCCUCUCGGGUCCGCAGGAGGGGCCGGAGCCAGGGUUGCCAUGGAUACCGUGUCCCUGGAGCAUCAGAUCCAGAGCGUGCAACGCCACAUCAGCUUCCUAAAAAAGGAGCAGAUGGCCCUGCUUCGAGACCUACACCUGGAGAUCCUGAGGCUGCAGAAACGCUGCUCAGAACUGACCCAUGACCUGGAGAUGAGAGAGGUCCAGGCGCACCAGCAAGAGGAGGCGUCUCAGGAGCUGGAGAGCAAGUGUCGCGCGCUCGAGUCGCAGCUGGAGGCGCGGGCGGCGGCCAACGCGGAGCUGCGGCGGGAGGUAGCGCAGCGGGAGGCGCUGGUGUCCGCGCUGCGCUGCAGCCUGCGUUCGGAGGAGCGCCGCUUUCUGGAGGAGCUGAGGCGCCGCAGCCACCGCGCCACGGUGCUGGGCACCGAGCUGCAGAAGCACACGGAGGCGGCCGCCUACCUCUCCUGCCAGCUGCAUGCCGCACGCCAGAGACUGCAGGCCCCGCGCUCCGGAGCCGCUGCCGCCGAACCUCGGCCCCGCCGGCGCACGCAACGGGCCCGCCGCCCUCCCGAGGCGGCCGCCAAGGGGCCGGGCCGGGACUGGGCGACCUGGGAAGACGCCGAUCCCAUGCCGGACCCCGCGCUCUUCCUCUACCCGCGGAGGCCACCGCGGCCCAGCCCCCGAGGCCCGCGUCCUGUGCCACGCCAGGAGCUGCCGGACCAAGGCGCCCCACACCCUCUACCACACCAGGAGCCCGGGGACCAAUGUGGCCAGCACCCGGGACCCAGCGAGAGCCCAGGCUCCACGCCCGGCGCCCCAGGGGAUCCUGAGUAGGCGCUGGGCAGGCGGUGGCAUAGGGAAAGCAGGCCUGACUGGGCAGGAUCAGGGAUGGGGCGGAGCCCAGCCGGCAGAUUCGCCCCAGCUCCGCCACCCUCUAGAGCCGCCCCCGCUUGUGUUUCCCGAGAGGAGAAAGACCUCCUUCACAGAGGGAGAGCAAAAGGAUCGCACCUUUAUUGUGGUCUGGGUCCCACCCAGCCCCUGAGAGGGGGAGGGGCGGGGUCUUGUCUGUCCCUGGAAAGCUGACAAUCCCUUGUAGGGCAGGAGAAGGCUGGGUCUGCCUACCGGAAGGAACACGAUGGCACUCGGCACCCCUAGGCCUGCAAGCUCCCCUUCCCUGCUUUCUCCCCACCCUCCAACCCCACCAGCCCUGACAGCCUUUCGCUCGGCAGAGGCAAGCUUAGGCGCUGGCUUGGACUCGGAAGCGGCUACUCCCCACCCCACUGUUAGGCCCUUGAAGGUGAGCACGGAACACUUUAUAACCUGUUUUAGAAGUCACGCCCUCUGGAGCCGCUGUGCUCCUGGUGGCAGUUAGGGUACCGAAAACCGGAAGCUUAGACCUUGGAGCGAGUCUGGACGAGGAACUGAUUGGUUCUUCCCGGGUCUGCCGUGCAGGGGUAUGAGAGACAGGAAAACUGGGGCUCAGACUUGGGCGAGGGCAGAAGGGCUUCUGGCCUUCGGUUUCUGAGGCCAUCUCAGAGACUUCCCAGUCCUGUUAUAGGUGCUAACCUUGCCAAGCUUCCAAGCAGCUGGCUGCACCCAGAGGCAGGAAGGAGGGCCUGGCUUCUUGGAAGUGGCAGCUGUCCAUAGACAUUUGACUUUCUGGGGAGGAAAGUGGAGACUGGUUAGUGCCGGGAGGCGCUCACCCCUGGGAAGGCCGCUUCGCCUGCAGAAGUGCUGGCAGGGUGGUCCUGAGCGCCCCCUCCUAGUUGGGAAUGGUAGAGGGAGGGCAGAAUGUCGGCACAUCCCCCCUUUCCAGUUCUCCUCAGUACCAAAGCAGAAAGCUUCAGUCCAGCCCAUGCUCCGGCCCCACACCAGAGCCCAAGAGCCCCACGCCAUCACCCUGGGUUUGACCUGCAUCGAGUCCUAAGUGCCUGUGAGGUCUUCCCUGGGGCUGCUGAGGGAGCAUGCCUCUCUUCCCUCAGACACUGGGCCCCUAGCAGGUCCCGGCCCUGGCUAAGGUACCACAUCGUGUGUGUCACCCAAAGUCUUGAUUUGAGCACUGAGUGGUUGGCAAACCUCUUCAUGGCUACCAGAAAGAAAAGAACCCCUGGCUCACGUCCUCCAUCUUUUAAAAGGAAGCAGGAAUUUGGCUGGAAGCGGAGCACAGUGAGCACAUUCUAACCUGAGCCUGCGCACAGACCCCUCCAAGCUUUCCCCUACCCUGAAGGGCAGCUGAGGCCUCUGAGCAAUAACCAGGCCUGGGAGUUGGGUGGCAGAUGUAGAAUCCUGGGGUCCCUACUAGGGCCCCUGACAGCUACCCUUUCAGUCCAAUGGCAACAUCUAUACUGCUUGUCUCCCCUUAAUUUCGUAUGACACUGCCCUAACCUGCCACCCUCUCCAUCUGGAACCUGCCUGUGCAAGGGACUCGUGCUGCUCCCUUGGAGGUGCCCAAAGGACAGUGGGAAAGGAAAGGCCUUUAUCUUGGGGCACCUGCACAGACCUAGAUCUCUUACAACUAUACUUUUGGGGUGAACAGGGUGAUUUUGUUAUGUCGAUUUUUUUUCUAGAGAGCCCGUUCUCAUCCAUCCAUCCAUCCACUAUAAGCCAUAGCUACCCAACUAGCUUUCCUCUAAACUAUAGCAAUAGCCCUUUAUCUUUUCUCUUCUGGGCACCCGGGGUGUUCAGCUGGCUCCAUCACACCCCAUCCCCAGGGAUCCGACAGUAACCUGCCUGCCUUUCCUCAAGUAACCCUGUUAGCACCUCCCAAAUCCUGUUCCUCUUGUGAGUGACAGAGAUAAGGAUACUCGUUUGUGAGGUGCUUGGCGGUCUCCCAGGUGAAAGGGUCUAAGAGCAUCUGACUGCCAGUUGAGAUCUUGUGGGCGGAGGGGCAUGAUGCAACACUUCCAUCGGUGAGGAAGUGAUAGGGAGGCCUAGGUGGACACAGGGUUCUGGUGUGAACAGGGUACCACGUCUCCCUUCGCUUCUGGAAAUAAUGGAAGACUCCUUUCAGUGGUCUGCAGUCAAGGACUCCCUCAGCCUCCCAGUCUGGGACAGGCCCUGCCCUUAGCUUCCACCCCUUCCCUUCCUAGACCUGGCUAUAGGAAUCCGCCUGAUCAAAAGAAAAGUACCAGCUGCAGCCCAGGAAUGACCCAGCAGCUUCAGAGGGAAAGGGCCAUUUUCUUUCUGUUCUUCACUGCAUAUAUCCCCAUCUCCCCAUUGGGAGACUGAGAUAGUUUGUCCCUAGGGAGAGUCCCACAAUGCAAGUGUAGGCAGACCCAGAAGAAAAGCUGCAGUGAAGUCCUUUUACACUCUAGAAGACAUCUAGGAAUGCCUGAUGCAGUUUGAAGUUCUGUAUCCUUGCCAAGGCAACCUGUUCUUUGGGGGACCAGUUCUGGGCCAAGAUGGGGCAGCUCAUCCUUAUACAGACAGCUGGAUAGUCAUCCUGCAUGGAGACGGAAGGGAAGGAGGCCAGAGGGUGCGGAGCAUCUUCUCAUUUGGGGGCCCAGGAGUCUCCGAAGCAUCCUCUCAGACUGAUGUGCCAGCCUUGAAUGGGAGAUGCGCAGGGCAGACGGAUCCUGCUCCAAAUUCUCUGUUGGCUGCGCUUUUUAAUCCAAUGCUUUUCAGAGUGCAUUCACUCACCUACAGAAAUAGAGCCCUGUGCUUUAGGGGUGACUGUCACAUGCCUUAUUCUUAAUAAAAUGUUUGGAAAACA
Molecule: messenger RNA, 3830 nt
Organism: Meriones unguiculatus (Mongolian gerbil)
Lineage: Eukaryota; Metazoa; Chordata; Mammalia; Rodentia; Muridae
Gene: Ccdc92b
Product: coiled-coil domain containing 92B
Exons: 4
Coding region: 161-952 (263 amino acids)
Source: RefSeq, a predicted model, not a curated record